GGAGACACAGACACACAGGAAUUAAGAGAGAAACAGACACAACUAGAUUAAGAGAAACACUCAUGAUCUUUCAUUAAACCAAAAUGGAGCGAAAAACAUUUAUCACUCUUAUUCUCUCAGCUGUCUUCAGUUCAUCUGCAUGUGUUCCACGUCAGUAUCACUUUGUGAAUCAGAAUUUGAACUGGACUGAAGCUCAGAGAUACUGCAGAGAGAAUUACACAGAUCUUGCCACCAUCGACAACAUGAACAACAUAGAAGAGCUGCUGAAGAAUGUGAAUGAUGAUCAGAUUCAGUAUGUCUGGAUUGGACUGCAGAAGACAGACAGUGAUAAAUGGAAAUGGUCUCUGGGUGACCCUGCGUUCUACACAGGAAAUAAUUCACAGUAUCGCAACUGGGCACAGGGACAACCGAAUGAUAAUGUUGACUGUAGUAACAUGAAUCCUGGACAAUGGAAUGAUUAUCCUUGUAAUAAGAGUUUACCUUUCAUAUGUUACAAUGGCAGCAGUAAAGGAUACAUCCCUGUACUUCAGACAAUGACCUGGAGAGAUGCUCAGAAUUACUGCAGAGAGAAUCACACAGAUCUGGUCAGUGUGAGGAACCAGACUGAGAAUCAACAGAUUGAGAAGAUCAGGAAUGAUAAACACAUAAAAGAUGGAGUCUGGAUCGGUCUGUUCAGAGACUCAUGGGAGUGGUCAGAUCAGAGUGACUCCUCAUUCAGAAACUGGAGGCCAAACAUACCUGAUAAUGUUGGGGGGAAUGAAAACUGUGCAGUGGUUUGGGUCAAGUCAGACCGUGGACAAUGGGAUGACUGGAAGUGUGAUAUAAAAACUCAGUUUGUCUGUCAUGAAGAUAAACUGGUUUUGGUUCAACAGAAUCUGAGCUGGAAUGAAGCUCUGAAAUACUGCAGAGAGAAUCAUGUGGAUCUGGUGUCAGUUCACUCUGAACAGAUUCAGCGUCAGGUGAUGGAAUUGACUAGAAAAGCCUCCACUGCUGAAGUGUGGUUGGGUCUACGUCACUCCUGCACUCUGGGCAUCUGGUUCUGGGUGAAUGGCGAGAUCUUGUGUUAUCAGAACUGGGCUGCAGGUCACGGGACAGGAGUGGAAAACUGCAGUGAUGCUGUGAGAGUUGGAGCAGUUCAGUCUGGAGGAGAUCAGCGCUGGGUCAGCCUUCCUCAAACUGACAAACUCAACUUCAUCUGCACCAACUAUGGUGAGUGAGUGUGUGUGUGUGUGUGUGUGUGUGUGUGUGAGGGGAUAAAAUUGGUUGCAUUUAAACAUAUUUACUUUUCAUUAUUUUUUCAAAGUCUUUUUCUCUCUUUCUUUGUUUUGCAUGAAGACUAAAUUAAGCUGUUUUCCAUCAUCAUCUCUAACACAAUCAGUGAAGCAUCAUUUUCAUGUGUAUUUAUUUAUUUGUAAUUUUGUAUUAGUGUAGUUGUUCAUCAAUUUAUAUUGUGCUUGUGUAUGUGCGCAUAAUUUGUGGGUUUGGGGAGGAUGUAUAUUAGUCUUUCUAAUGUUUUCAACAUCUAAAUAUUAUUUUGUCAAUGAAGCCUUUAAAUUUCAUGAAGAAAAAUCCAGCAGAUUUCUGUAUUGAUCAUGUAUGUGUUUCUCCCACUGUUCUAUUAAGUUUUCUUUUAAAUACAUUUCAUAACAAUUUGGGGUAUUUGUGUCUUGAGCAUGUGUGUUAAUAAAUAUCUUAAUUACUCAGAGAAUGUUGAUGUUCUUCUGUUUAUGAUUUUAUACAGUGGCCCCCAAAAUGCAUUUGGACACUAAAGUUACACUUAAAAUCCAUGAAUGCCAUGAAUACUAUCUAUUGUCAUUUAAAUCAAACACAUUUUUUUCUUUCUAAGCAGCAUACUGUAAGUUAUUUGGUCAGGGUACUACCAGUUUUUAU
Messenger RNA from Myxocyprinus asiaticus (Chinese sucker), 1890 nucleotides. Its product is annotated as C-type mannose receptor 2-like. The transcript has 5 exons. The record is from RefSeq and is a predicted model, not a curated record. Lineage: Eukaryota; Metazoa; Chordata; Actinopteri; Cypriniformes; Catostomidae. Bases 84 to 1217 code for a protein of 377 amino acids.